Molecule: messenger RNA, 1994 nt
Organism: Durusdinium trenchii
Lineage: Eukaryota; Dinophyceae; Suessiales; Symbiodiniaceae
Source: the annotation of a GenBank genome assembly
AGAUGGGCUCAAGGCGCACGGCUGGUCGGCUGGUCUGACCGAAUCGUUUGUGAAAUGUUCGACACGACACAUGGCGCUCGCAUCGUCGCGUUCUGCACAUGUGGCUGAUGGGUGCUACGACUUGCUGUCAAUGCAAGACAGUGAUGCGGACUACGACUCGCAGUCAGAGCAAGACAGUGAUGCGGACUACGACUCGCAGUCAGAGCAAGGCUUGGACACAUUUCACGCACGCAGCACCUGUCCAGACAGUGAUGUGGAUGACAAGUUGGUGAGCAUUUGGCAAAGGUUGGAACGCAACGGUCUUUUAGGCCCUGGCACCAGGAGAUGGUUUCAGCACUUUUGCUUCGCACUCCCGGGUAGGCUUUGCGCCUUCGCCACCAUAUCAGCAUGCAUCUACUGCUUGGUGAGACCCAAUGAGCAGAUUGUCGCCCUGUUGGGCAAGAAAGCCUUCAAUUUGGCCGGGGCCAUGUGUGCCAUAGCCACGCUCUGUGGGAUUUCUUCAGCCUAUGGUGCUACACACAUUCUUCACGACACAAGUUUCAGAAAGCUGGUCACACGCGUCAAGUCUUCGCAAGCACCGGCGUUUACUGCAGAUGAUGACCAAUUCAAUGAAAAGGAUUCGGAUUGGCGAGGGCGUCGGUUUGAUUUCGAUUGGCUGCCCAUGCUCAACUUGAUCGCAAGGCUUUUGGGCUACGCUUUGCUGAUAGGUAUUCCUCUUUGCCCAGCUUUUGAAUCAGAUCCCAUGUACCUCCUUGCGUGGCUGUUAGCAGUGGUCUUCUUGGUGUUUUUUUGCCCUGGCUGCUUCUAUAUUCAGACCUUGGUGGUGAAGUUGAGCCAUCACCACGUGAAAGGUUUAAUUGAAGACAUCGAACAUGCUGCCAAGCGCAAGGCGCCUGGAAAACCUGCUCAGUUCUGGCAGGAGAUGACAGAAAAACACAAAAAGAUGGACCGAACGCUAGAAACGAUUUGGGAUCUUGCAAUGUGGAUGGUCCUGCCUCAUUUCAUCUCAAGCGUGGCUUUCGGGACGAUUGGCCUGGUUGCUUGCUUGACAGGUCUGGCAACGCGCUCCGAUUCUUUGGCAUUAGCUGGUUUGCCCAUCCUUUUGAUCAUGCUCUUUGAGGUGACGAACCGCUUAGAUGAAAUGGCAAGCAUUACCAAGAUGUGCAUGUCCACGGCGACGAAAACUCCAAUGACAAGCAUCCUCGCCUCAGCCAUCGCAGCAUCAGGUAAGAGUCCCUGGAAAAACGAUGCUGGUUGCAAAUCUGUUGGCUACAACGACUUGGCCGACGAGCGUGCAGACCAUGCCCGUUUUUUUGCAGUACUUGAGAACCAAUCGUGCAGGGGUGGAGGUGCGCGGGGUGUUGAUUGACUCCAAUCUGAUUGGCCGAGUGUAUUUGCAUUGUGGCACCGGUUUCCUGGCGCUCUUUUCCUAUUUGCUGGCCAAUCUGAAUAUCCACCAAGAGGACUUGCUGACGGGCUCUCAAGAAGCCAUUCGCCACGUCUCGAACAUCUUAUUCAACCAAUGAACGUUGCCGACGAGGCGAAGGCUACGAACGGAGCAGCAUUUCGGGCAUCGCUACGAACGGAACAAGGUUCGCUACGAACGGGGCUCCUGGCCGUCCUACGAACGGAGCAAGGUUUGCGCAGUCGUCGCCUCCGCCUGGCGCGGUGUGAGACAAAAGAACAUCGUAUGAAGGGUAUCGUCCAGCCAUUCAGGCUUCAAAUUCUGUCACACGGAUCCAGUUGUUUGACAUCAUAUCGAUCUGAAAAAUCAACUGUUGAGAACACGAUAGAACCAUGCCUUUCAAAGACAAGGGUAAAACCCAUUUUCGCCACUUUUGCUCGGUGCCCAAGUCCUGACAUUUUUUUGGCUCAUGUAAUGACUCUCAGGGCUUUGCCGUUCAUGGAGUUACAGCUGGCGACGAAGUGGUUUGGCAUUGCUUGGCUUGGAACAUGUUUUACUAAAAGACCUGGGACCGAAGGUUGACUCGGAU